GACGAACGCACGUUGUGGAGCUUUUUGGCGCGCAAAACGGGAAAAGGAGAACGAUCGUGUGGGAGAUUUCUCACUGUGGACUGGGACAGAUCCACUACUGCAGGGAAAACAGCGGACGGCUUCGGACAGCGGUGACAGCAGUGAGAGUGUGUGUGCAUGCAUCCGUGCGCAUGUUUCGAGGGAAGACUGAGCUGUGCUGUGCUUCUCAAACGCUCAUUCUCUCACUCUCAGAUGAUGAAGGCUCUCGAUCGCAUAUGAUGGAGCUUGACUGAGAAGAGGGUCUCACUCUCACCCGUGCGCUCUUAGGCGGGCAGAGCUCAGGAGCUCUCGGCAGCGUGGUGGAGGCACACGCACACUUCACGCUUGCUUCUGAACUGUGACCGAUGACUGGACCAACGAGCCAGGUUCCGUGUGCCCCUUGUGCUCCAGUGAGCAUAAAUACGGGCAGGUGAAGGACCAUCACCUUCGACCCCAGAGACCUCUGGAGAUGUUCCUCCUCUCUCCUGUGAGACUCACUUUGUUUCUGCUGGUCUUCCUGGACGUUCCCCAUCCAUCCCUUCAGGGCAGGAAUAAGGGCAGAUGGAACAAGGGGGGAUCCCGUCUACGGCAGGAAGAUUCUCCACCUCGGAUCGUAGAACACCCCUCCGAUCUAAUUGUAUCCAAGGGCGAGCCAGCCACCCUAAACUGCAAGGCAGAGGGGCGGCCCACCCCUACUGUGGAGUGGUACAAAGAUGGAGAACGAGUUGAAACCGAUAAAGAUGACCCUCGAUCCCACCGCAUGCUCCUUCCCAGCGGCUCGCUCUUCUUCCUGCGUAUCGUACAUGGCCGUCGAAGCAAACCUGAUGAGGGGGCGUAUGUUUGUGUGGCACGCAACUACUUGGGGGAAGCAGUCAGUCGAAACGCCUCACUGGAAGUAGCAUUGUUACGUGAUGAUUUCAGACAGAACCCUACGGAUGUGGUGGUGGCUGCUGGAGAGCCGGCCAUCUUGGAGUGCGUUCCCCCUCGUGGACACCCGGAGCCUACCAUCUACUGGAAGAAAGACAAAGUACGAAUCGAUGAGAAGGAUGACAGGAUCAAGAUCCGUGGAGGGAAGCUGAUGAUCUCCAACACGAGGAAGAGCGACGCUGGCAUAUACAUCUGCGUGGGCACCAAUAUGGUCGGUGAGAGAGACAGUGAGACGGCCCAGGUCACUGUGUUCGAGAGGCCCACAUUCCUACGACGGCCCAUUAACCAGGUGGUUCUGGAGGAGGAGGCGGUGGAGUUUCGCUGUCAGGUGCAGGGAGACCCGCAGCCUACCGUCCGCUGGAAAAAAGAUGAAAUUGAUGUCCCCCGUGGGAGGUAUGAUAUUAAAUAUGAUAAAGAUGACUAUGUGCUGAGGAUAAAGAAGGCAGCAGCGAGCGAUGAAGGAACCUUCACCUGUGUAGCUGAGAACAGAGUUGGAAAAACGGAGGCGUCCACCACCCUCACGGUCAGAGCCGCACCGCAGUUCGUGAUCAGGCCGCGGGAUCAGAUUGUAGCGCAGGGACGGACCGCCAGUUUCCCCUGUGAGACCAAAGGGAACCCACAGCCAGCAGUCUUCUGGCAGAAAGAAGGAAGUCAGAACCUCCUGUUUCCAAAUCAACCGCAGCAGCCCAACAGUCGUUUCUCGGUGUCGCCCAGUGGAGAUCUGACCAUCACAGUGGUCCAGCGGGCAGAUGCGGGAUAUUAUAUCUGCCAGGCCCUGACGGUGGCGGGCAGCAUCCUGGCCAAAGCACAGCUUGAGGUCACAGACGUGUUGACUGAUCGUCCUCCCCCCAUCAUCCGGCAGGGUCCAGCUAACCAGACUUUGGGUGUAGACAGUGUGGCUCUUCUGAGGUGCCAUGCGUCUGGAGAACCGGUCCCAACCAUCAGCUGGCUGAAGGAUGGGGUCAGUCUGCUGGGCAAAGACCCUCGUAUGUCCCUGCAGGACCUCGGCAGCCUGCAGAUCAAGGGUUUGCGGCUCUCUGAUUCUGGUAUCUAUACUUGUGUGGCAGCAAGUUCUAGUGGGGAAACAUCUUGGAGUGCUUUCUUGGAAGUCAAAGAGUCUGGAAGUCUUGUUAUAGUUAAAGACCGGGAUGAGAACGAGCUCCCAGGUCCUCCUUCCAAACCUCAGGUCACCGACGUCACUAAAAACAGUGUGUCGUUGUCCUGGCAGCCUGGCCUUCCUGGAGUAUCACCCAUCUCAUCAUAUGUUAUUGAGGCUUUCAGCCAAUCAGUGAGCAACAGCUGGCAGACUGUGGCCGAUCAUGUCAAGACCACUCAGUACACUAUCAAGGGUCUUCGCCCCAACACCAUCUACUUGUUCAUGGUGCGAGCAGUCAACGUCCAAGGCCUGAGUGACCCGAGCCCCAUGUCCGAACCCGUCCGCACUCAAGAUAUAAGUCCUCCAGCUCAGGGAGUGGAUCACAGACACGUGCAGAAGGAGUUGGGUGAGGUUAUUGUGCGGCUACACAACCCUGUGGUCCUCAGCCCCACCACCAUACAGGUCACAUGGACGGUUGACCGGCAGUCUCAGUUCAUCCAGGGCUACAGGGUUUUGUACAGGCAGAUGUCAGGGCUGUCCUCCCCAGGAGUGUGGCAGAGUCAGGAUGUGAAGGUCCCCUCUGAGAGGAGCAUGGUGCUCUCGGCUCUGAAGAAAGGCAUCGUCUACGAGAUCAAAGUCCGUCCGUACUUCAACGAGUUUCAGGGCAUGGACAGCGAGUCCCGAACGGCAAGAACAACAGAGGAAGCACCCAGUGCUCCUCCUCAGCAGGUGACGGUCCUCACGGUGGGCAAUCAGAACAGUACAUCCAUCAGUAUCUCCUGGGACCCUCCUCCUGCAGAACAUCAGAACGGCAUCAUCCAGGAAUAUAAGAUCUGGUGUUUAGGGAAUGAGACCCGUUUCCAUGUAAAUAAGACAGUGGACGCAGCCAUCCGCUCAGUGGUGGUGGGGGGUCUCCAGGCGGGGGUCCAGUACCGGGUGGAGGUGGCCGCCAGCACCAGCGCAGGGGUGGGGGUGAAGAGCGAACCACAAACCAUCAUUAUUGGUAAAGACUUCCGGGAUGUGAUCAUGAGCAGGAACAACAGCAUCACAGAGCAGAUCACGGAUGUGGUGAAGCAGCCGGCCUUCAUCGCGGGCAUCGGAGGGGCCUGCUGGGUCAUUCUGAUGGGCUUCAGCAUCUGGCUCUACUGGAGGAGAAAGAAGAGAAAGGGUCUCAGCAAUUACGCAGUUCAGUCGUUCACCUUCACCCCUGCAGUGACGUUCCAGCGUGUUGAUGGAGGCUUGAUGAGCAACGGGAGUCGUCCUGGUCUGCUGAAUGCCAGUGAUUCGGGAUACCCCUGGCUCGCUGACUCCUGGCCGGCCACCAGUCUGCCUGUUAACAGCGGUUCUGGAGGACCCAACGACCUCAACAACUUCGGCCGUGGAGACGUGAUGCCCAGUGCCCAGGCCGAUAAGACGGGCACCAUGCUUUCAGACGGAGCCAUUUACAGCAGCAUUGACUUCACCACCAAAGGUGGAUUCGGCAGUCCAAGCUCCGCCUCCCAGGCCACGCCCUACGCCACCACCCAGAUCCUCCAUUCCAACAGCAUUCAUGAGCUGGCCGUCGAUCUGCCCGAGGCCCAGUGGAAGACCUCCCUACAGGCCAAGCAGGAAAUGGCCAACCUGGGCUACUCACUGCCAGACAAGAACUCCUGCAACAACACACUCCUUUUCAUUCCUGACUACCGAUUGGCUGACGGAUUGUCUAAUAGAAUGCCACACAACCAAUCACAGGAUUUCAGCACCACCAGCUCCCACAACAGCACAGAUCGGAGCAACAGUCUGUCAGGUGGGAAAGGUGGAAAGAAGAAGAAGACCAAAGCAAACGCCAAGCCCACCAAGAUGAAUGGCUCCAACUGGGCUAAUGUUCCACUCCCUCCCCCUCCUGUCCACCCUCUUCCAGGCACAGAGAUGGACUACUAUGCCUCAGAGCACCAUGACGGAGGAGGAUAUGAUAGUGAUGGUUGGGGCCCACCCUUGCCAGUGCAGACAUACCUCCAUCAGGGUUUAGAGGAUGAGCUGGAGGAAGAGGAAGAACGGGUGCCCACUCCUCCCAUAAGGGGCGUGGCCUCCUCCCCUGCAGCGGUUUCCUUUGGCAAACAGUCCACAGCCACACUGAGCCCAUCCCCACGUGAAGAAAUACAGCCCAUGCUCCAAGCCCACCUAGAUGAGCUAACCCGCGCUUACCAGUUGGACAUGGCUAAACAGACUUGGCACAUGCAGGGUGGGCCUUACGCGCCCCAGGCCCCCACGCCGCCUGUGGGUUACAUCUCCAGCACCCUAGUGUCCGAUAUUGAAACAGACCUCCCUGACGAAGACGACGAUGAGGAGGAGGACGAAGGAUAUGAGAUGUCGCCACCAAUUAGGGGCAUCGAACACACGCCAGGCUCCAGCAUGGACAACCUAGACAGCUCUGUUACGGGCUCUAUGGUGAACGGUUGGGGCUCGGCUUCAGAAGAUGAUGACAGAAACUUCUCCAGCAGAAGGUCUAGUGCCGGCAGCUCCUCUGACGGCUCACUCUUCACCCAGUGCAGCUUUGCACGAGCCCUGGUGGCGGCCGCAGACAAGGCUGGUUACCGUCUGGACGGCACAAGUUUGAGCAAGAGAGAUAAAGGUCUACCUCAUAGACCUCGUCCCGCUAGCCCAUUCUCCACAGAUGGAAGCAUGGUGGGCACACACAGCCUGGGUCACCAGCGGGCAGCAAGGCCCACCCGCAAACACAAAGGCCCUGGCACUGCCCCGCACCGCCAUGAUGCCAGCGCUGAUGAUCUGCCUCCACCACCAGAGCCUCCACCCUGCCAGACAGCUCGUGUCCAGGGGGCGAGGAAUGUGCCCAACCCCUCUGACCGCAAGGCUUGCUCCUUGGAGAGGCAACCCAUGAUGGGCCUAGAGGAGAUGAAGAGUUCCUUGGACCGGCAGGUCCGAACCUCACUGGAGCGCCACCAACAAGCCCAGGAUAGACUGGGAUCCAUAGAUAGAGGAGAAGAGAGCAGAAGAGGACAGAUAAAUGGUCCUGUUUCAGAAGAGGCCAUAUUGCCAUACAACAAACCAUCAUUCCCAUCUCCUGGGGGCCACAGCUCAUCUGGGACGGCCUCUUCUAAAGGGUCAACGGGUUCUCGUAAAGGUGAAGGGACGAGGGGACAGCACCAGCGCUCCACCACAGAGCAGGGCGAAAGCAGCUACAUGGGGACCAACACGCAGUACUCUGGAGAGUUAUAGUGAGCCUUUUUGAUGGAAACUGAAGAAUGCCUUUAUCUGUUCUGGAAAUGCCUCACCUGCUUGGUGCAAUGAACUCGUGAAGUGUUGGAAGGAAGAAGGGAAAAAAAGAAAAAAAUAUGAAAAGGACAAACUGUAAAUGUGAUGUAAAGAUGGACAUGCAACCCACAAGAUCCGCAACAUCCCUCACCUUCCUCCUUAAACUAUUCAUUCACAGAAAAAAGAAAAAUGUUGAGGACAAAAUAAAAAAAACAAUGGAAGGCCUGAGAUCUGAGUCGCCCAGCUUUGGUGAACUUGUGAAAAGGAAAUCAAGUUUCCUGUAAAUAUAUUCUUGACAUCGGAGAUGGAAAUUGACAUUAUUGUUAUUGCAUUGCUAUGCAACCCGAGUUCUGUUUCUGCGCUCUCCUCCCUCUUACGCUGUUGGUCGUUUGUACGAUAUGUGAAUUGAUGGGCUGUGGUGCCAUAGAAAUUAUGUUGUCAUCCAUCAUUUGUUAAUAUUUUUCAUGAAUUAAUUGUUGUCAUUAUUAUAAUUAAUUAUUUUCUUUUGCACUGCAAUUUUGGUGAUAAGCACAAAACCAUAGCUCCUGCUGACAUGAAGAAUUGGAGGAAAGGAAAUGUGAAGGGGAGUUUCUGUACUGUAACUAGAGAUAAGAAAAUAUAUAACCAUGUACAGAGAUAUAUUAAGAUAUGCCUGCAUCUAUGCCGGCGGUAAGACUUACAGUUCUGAUGAAAUGAGUUACGAACUUUCAGCAGUGGGGUUUCUGCGAGAGGAACCAGAUCCUCUCCGUGCUGGAAAUAGUCACAGAUGGGUUGGGAAACGGUUUGCAGGGAAAUUUAUCCUAAGUGGUUCUAUUUUCAACACAUCCAGCUGUCCCUACUAGGUAAUAUUACUCAGUCUAGUCCACUUGGUCCAACUGGAACAUAUUUAGGCCAGAUAUUUUAACUACAUUGGACUACAGGUACCAACUUUGCCUCUUCCCCUGCUCACUUUUUGCCGCUUGCUUUUGUUUUGCAUUUAGCAUUUAAUUUGAUCCAUCUGAGCAUAGCAAAAUUAAUAGACACCAGCUUGGCUAACGUUUGGAGGUGAAUAGUUCACUUUGGGCUUUUGAAUUUUUUGAUCUUGGCUCAAAAUUUGAUUACAAGCACUUGAAAAGUGAGUCAUUUAAAAGCCAUAUGAACAAGACUACAAUGCCCCUGCCUUCCCAUAAGGCUUCUGCCUUACUCUAGAGGUCUUGUAGAUAUCAGUUCCCGUGCUUGUCUUGAGAUUCUGCGCAUGUCUUAAAUCACGAGUGGAGAAUCAAUUCAGGUAACUUAAUUUAAAGUUUUCGUUGAGCACUUAAUGUAUCUUGUUUUUAUAUUUCUGACAAUGUCCCAAAGCCUUGUUUUCAAGUUCUACUUUACCUAUGCAGGGCACUGAAUCACUAGGAUUCAUAAAUCCACAUUCAUUGGUAUCUUGAUUCAGAUAUUCGUCCUGUAAUCACAUGCGGAAGUCUCAAAAUGACUAUCGAGCUAAAGCCAAUAACAUUAUGCAUUUGACUUUGCAAAAAUACGGCAAUAUCUCUCGCAUGAUCGCUAAGGCAUAGUGGUCGAAUGAUUUUUCCACGUCCUCGGUGUGUGCUGUAAAACGUCAGUCAGACCUCCAGAAAACAUUUCCACUGUCUUUGGCCACUACAUUACAAUACGUUUAUCGAACAGUCCAGUUGGUUCUUUUUGCUUGAUGAAAUUUUACAUAUAUAAAUAUAUUAUAAAAACAAAAUUUACAAAAGGCUGCUCAAAAAGGAUAUUUUUACUGUGGAAACUUCAGGAGUUACUGGUGAAAUUACUGUUUUCUUUCGUUAUUUCCGUCUUCGUUUUUGUACAACGUUACUGAGGAGAGCUCUCCCAAACCGGGCCGACGUCCCGUGUCUUUCUCUCGGAAUUCACA
Molecule: messenger RNA, 7178 nt
Organism: Sinocyclocheilus rhinocerous
Lineage: Eukaryota; Metazoa; Chordata; Actinopteri; Cypriniformes; Cyprinidae
Gene: robo2
Product: roundabout, axon guidance receptor, homolog 2 (Drosophila)
Exons: 30
Coding region: 488-5257 (1589 amino acids)
Molecular function (GO): protein binding
Source: RefSeq, a predicted model, not a curated record